CAGUGACUUUGACGUCAGGCGCGGGGCUGGGAGCCUGCGGAGCCAAAGCCGAGAAUCCGGUGGAUGCUGCGGAGAGAGAGAGAGCAAGGAGAGUCCGCCUCCCUUCCUGCUGCUCCUCCGUCUCUCUCUCUCUUUGCCUCUUCCUUUCUUCCUUCCUUCCUUCCUUUCUUCCGCUGCUGCUGCUGCUGCUCCCGCCGCUUCCUCCCGAUCCCUUGGAGCAUGGAGAACUAAAGAAGUGCAUUGCUGCAAAGUGAGAUAAGAUCCUGACACCACCAUGGGGAAACAAAACAGCAAGUUACGCCCUGAAGUCAUGCAGGAUUUGCUAGAAAGCACAGACUUUACAGAACACGAGAUCCAGGAAUGGUACAAGGGCUUCCUGAGAGACUGUCCAAGCGGACAUUUGUCCAUGGAGGAAUUUAAGAAAAUCUAUGGGAAUUUUUUUCCUUAUGGGGACGCUUCUAAAUUUGCCGAACACGUAUUCCGCACCUUUGACGCCAAUGGCGAUGGAACAAUAGACUUCAGAGAAUUUAUUAUAGCCUUGAGCGUAACGUCUCGAGGGAAGUUGGAGCAAAAGCUGAAAUGGGCAUUCAGCAUGUAUGACCUGGAUGGAAACGGAUACAUCAGCAAGGCAGAGAUGUUGGAAAUUGUUCAGGCAAUCUACAAAAUGGUUUCUUCAGUUAUGAAGAUGCCAGAAGAUGAAUCAACACCAGAGAAAAGGACAGAGAAAAUCUUCCGUCAGAUGGACACAAAUCGGGAUGGAAAACUUUCUUUGGAAGAGUUUAUUCGAGGAGCCAAGAGUGAUCCGUCCAUCGUCCGUCUCCUUCAGUGUGACCCCAGCAGUGCUGGGCAAUUCUAAAGAAACUGCAUGGAUGAUGUUGUGUCUCUGUUUUUUGUUUGUUUAUUUGUUUGUUUCUCUCCUUUUUGCCAAAACAACAUUUCAUGGUGGUGUUGCCUCUGUAUGGCCAACUAUGCCUUCUGUCUGUGGUAUUUUAGCUUUCUUUGUGGCAGAUCAAUCAGCGGACGCACUGAGCACUCUCCGAAACUCACCCCAGGGGCUCAGGAGAGCAGCUGGUGUGCCAGUGUUGAUUUUUCAAGUUGUUGUAAAGGUUUGCAGCCUGGUCCUAAAGUAUGUUUACCCAGAAGUAAAUCCCACUGAGUUUUUAACAGGACUUAAUGUCUAGCAUGCUUAGGAUAGAGGCCUUAAGUUUUGUUUUGUUUGUCAGUUCCAACCUCAAAAGAAAAAAAGAAUAAAAGACAGAUCAUGGCCCAGUUUUCAAACACUGUAGGUCUCAUAGGUUGGCAUGGAAGCAGUACGCGAGAAGUGCCUGCCAUGUUUGUUUCAAUCAGCAUUCUUUGGCAUUGCUAUGAAUGAAAGGACCCUUAAUUGUUUGUAUCAGAAACAGAUCCAGGUUCAAGCAGCUUAAUACACAGGUAGUUCAAUACUCAAAUGUAGUAGAUAGCUUAGAAGUGUUACUUUUUGGACAAACGAUUCAAGAAUUAUUGAUGAUAUGCGUCCAAAACAGUAUUUUCCAAACUACUGUAUAUGCUAUAGAGAGACAUCAGUGUCAAGAGUUUUGCUCAUUUCUUUCUUUUUUAAAGAAAAAUCUGGUCGUGGUUUAAGGAUGAAAUGCUUAGAGUAAAAUGCACCCCAAAACACCUCGUACCGUAACUAAAUGAAAUGUGUCCAUGAUUACUAAUAAAUUCUUUGCAAGCAUUCUGCAUGGAGACAGGGUAGGAUUCGGGCCAAGGUGAGGACCCAGAAGUCUUGGUAAACAGUACACCGUCUGCUAACCAGUACUGAAUCAUCACUUCCCCACAAAACACACCACAGUCUUUGAUGGAAGAGCUAGCAUUCAUUGUCAUGCUUAGAGUGCAUCUAUAAGGGGAAUGAAGGACAGGAAGAUUUGUUGUCCUGUCUUUACCAGGUUAUGCUGCUGGAGUUUUUUUUUUUAAGCGCGGGAAAGGGCAGAAGAGAACUUCAAAUAAACAUUUUAAUUAACUGCCA
This is a messenger RNA of Anolis sagrei ordinatus, 2005 nucleotides long. RefSeq names its product neurocalcin delta (gene NCALD). Gene Ontology annotation, molecular function: calcium ion binding; actin binding; tubulin binding. Lineage: Eukaryota; Metazoa; Chordata; Lepidosauria; Squamata; Anolidae. Gene Ontology annotation, biological process: calcium-mediated signaling. The record is from RefSeq and is a predicted model, not a curated record.